AUGAAGACUCGAGCAACAAAGACUUCGGUCAAAGUUGCCCAGCCCAGCGAGGAGAGCAACUCUGAAAACACCGGCCUAGAACUGAGCAGCAGCAACCCUCCACUCCUCUUCGUUCUACCAGAUGGGGCUUCGCCGGAUGCUCGCGUCGUUACUCUGCCAAACCCAGCCUCUUCAGCUCCUACUCGAUACUUUUUCUGUCCGGCUAAAGGCAUUUAUGAGUUCACCAAAAUCGCUGCACCAAAGAAGACACCUCGGAGUUUAUUGAUCGCUCCCGGACAUCCGACAACAGAUAAUUUGGAUGGGGAAUCCAUGCUUGCAACAGGCUAUAGCGUCGAGAAUGCAGACCUCUUUGUCGCGACACCUGUUGAUCCCCUUUUCCUUCUCCUACCCGCCUUAGUGCCUGCCGCCAACUCGCACGAGCAACUCUUCCUGACAAUCGAUGAUCACCUUGACAAGCUGGCUGAAGGAGCGGAACAUCUGUCUCACCUGCUUCGUUCGACGAAGAUACAAGAGUCAUUCGAGAAAAGGGCGGAUGCUGUUUGCGAUAAUGUCGAUCUGGGUCAUGAAAAGAUGUUCCGCUUGUCCGAUGCGAAGCUGUUACUUGAGCUCGUCAGCAAGGCCCGUCGCAUGAAUGCCAAUGGCCUCCCUGCGUCCAUAGAAAGCCAAUUUGUACAAGAAGCCCUCCGUAUUCCUAUGAUGGCUGUGCAACGAACAGAGUCACAAGACGAAGCAACCCCAGCAGCAGGUGCAGACCUACCGACUCCUUCGACAGCCACAGACCAAUCUCAACCUUCUCAAACAUCGGCCGUCACCGAAGCUACUUCUCUCACAUCGGCCUCCGAGUCUACUCCUGACAAUAUCAUCACCCUUCUCCGCCUUCGCACCGCACUGAACCUGCUCCUCUCAACCUAUAUUCCCUCGACUCUCCACUCAAAACUGAAUGCUAUGCUCAAGGCCCCUCUCACAGCGCCCGUGGACUUCGCUCCUCUCGACGCACACCUUGAGCAUAUUGCCGACGCGAAACGCCGCGCUCAAGCGCUUCGCUCCCUGUCUGACAACAUAUCCCGCAAGCGCAGCACCAUGAACGACGAAGAGGCUGANAGAAAGAGAAGCUACCAAGAGAAGGAAAAAGGAAGAAGAAGAGGCAAAAAGAAGAACAUGAGUAGGGGUGUCAAACAGUUGGGCAAGAUCAACACGACGGGUAUGAUGAAGCUGAGUUCCUUCUUUACAAAAGCGCCGGCGAAGAAGUAG
Messenger RNA from Aureobasidium vineae, 1251 nucleotides. The record is from the annotation of a GenBank genome assembly. NCBI's taxonomy places the organism in Eukaryota, Fungi, Ascomycota, Dothideomycetes, Dothideales, Saccotheciaceae.